GUGAUGUGAUGUUCUCUGGUGUUGGUCUUGGUAUUGUUCUACUACUGCUGGGUCUGCUGCUGUUCAUGAUCUUUAGACAGAGGAGAGACAGAGGCAGGAAACCAACAGGUACGGUAGUUAUCACACACAAUCGUUAUUUAAAAAACACAAAAAAACGUCAAAAAAUAAAUAUACAUGAAAACAGUUAAUUAAAAUAACAUAAAUCUUCAAAGAUAAAUUAUAAAGAAAUAAUCUAUGUUUGUUUUCCUCUUCAGCAUCCAAACACUCCAACCAGGAUCAAGACACAGGAACCAUCGCUAAUGCCAUCUACUUCACAGCAACCAAUCAGAACCCAGAUUCAGCCUUAGAUAUCACCACCAUCUACACCAUGGCAACCAAUAAGAAUGCAGAUACAGCCUGUGACUUCACCACCAUCAACGCCACGGCAACCAAUCCUUGUGCAGAUGACAUCUACUCCAAUGUUGGUCUGUCUACAAAGGUUCCAUACAGUGUGACCUAUGCUACUGUCAACUUCCCCAGAGAUCCAGCCUGUCUCCAUUAUGCUACUGUCAACGUCCCCAGAGAUCCAGCCUGUCUCCACUAUGCUACUGUCAACGUCCCCAGAGAUCCAGCCUGUCUCCACUAUGCUACUGUCAACUUCCCCAGAGAUCCAGCCUGUCUCCACUAUGCUACUGUCAACUUCCCCAGAGAUCCAGCCUGUCUCCACUAUGCUACUGUCUCCUUCAGUACAGACUCUGAUGCUAGUAACCACCCAGACACUCACCCUACAGAUGUAGACACCUCAUAGAUGUACUGCACUAUUAAACACUCUGCUACAUAGUCUUUUAUUUAUUUAUUUUUUAUUUCACCUUUAUUUAACCAGGUAAACCAGUUGAGAACAAGUUCUCAUUUACAACUGCGACCUGGCCAAGAUAAAGCAAAGCAGUGCGAUAAAAACAACAACACAGAGUUACAUAUGGGGUAAAACAAAACAAAGUCAAAAAAUACAACAGAAAUACAUAUAUAUACAGUGUGUGCAAAUUUAGCAAGUUAUGGAGGUAAGGCAAUAAAAUAGGCUAUAGUGCAAAAUAAUUACAAUUAGUAUUAACACUGGAAUGAUAGAUGUGCAAGAGAUGAUGUGCAAAUAGAGAUACUGGGGUACAAAUGAGCAAAAUAAAUAACAAUAUAGGGAUGAGGUAGUUGGGCGGGCUAAUUUCAGAUGGGCUGUGUACAGGUGCAGUGAUCGGUAAGGUGCUCUGACAACUGAUGCUUAAAGUUAGUGAGGGAGAUAAGUGUCUCCAGCUUCAGAGAUUUUUGCAAUUUGUUCCAGUCAUUGGCAGCAGAGAACUGGAAGGAAUUGCGGCCAAAGGAGGUGUUGGCUUUGGGGAUGACCAGUGAGAUAUACCCGCUGGAGCGCAGACUACGGGUGGGUGUUGCUAUGGUGACCAAUGAGCUAAGAUAAGGCGGGGAUUUGCCUAGCAGUGAUUUAUAGAUGGCCUGGAGCCAGUGGGUUUGGCGACGAAUAUGUAGUGAGGACCAGCCAACAAGAGCGUACAGGUCACAGUGGUGGGUAUUAUAUGUGGCUUUGGAGACAAAACGGAUGGCACUGUGAUAGACUACAUCCAAUUUGCUGAGUAGAGUGUUGGAGGCUAUUUUGUAAAUGACAUCGCCGAAGUCAAGGAUCGGUAGGAUAGUCAGUUUUACGAGGGCAUGUUUGGCAGCAUGAGUGAAGGAGGCUUUGUUGCGAAAUAGGAAACCGAUUCUAGAUUUAACUUUGGAUUGGAGAUUCUUAAUGUGAGUCUGGAAGGAGAGUUUACAGUCUAACCAGACACCUAGAUAUUUGUAGUUGUCCACAUACUCUAGGUCAGACCCGUCGAGCGUAGUGAUUCUAGUCGGGUGGGCGGGUGCAAGCAGCGUUCGGUUGAAAAGCAUGCAUUUAGUUUUACUAGUGUUUAAGAGCAGUUGGAGGCUACUGAAGGAGUGUUGUAUGGAAUUGAAGCUCGUUUGGAGGUUUGUUAACACAGUGUCCAAUGAAGGGCCAGAUGUGUACAAAAUGGUGUCGUCUGCGUAGAGGUGGAUCUGAGAGUCACCAGCAGCAAGAGCGACGUCAUUGAUAUACACAGAGAAAAGAGUCGGCCCAAGAAUUGAACCCUGUGGCACCCCCAUAGAGACUGCCAUAGGUCCAGACAACAGGCCCUCCGAUUUGACACAUUGAACUCUAUCUGAGAAGUAGUUGGUGAACCAGGCGAGGCAGUCAUUUGAGAAACCAAGGCUAUUUGUGACACUCUGGCUCCGGGACUUUUGUAUUUGAGCCAGGGUGUAUUUUGUUAUGUUGGGUUUUGGGUAUAUUUCUAGGUUGCCUUUCUGUUGCCUUCAUUUCUAGGUUUGAUCUAUGACUCCCAAUCGGAGGUAACGAGUGUCAGCUGUCGGCUCGUUAUCUCUGAUUGGGAGCCAUAUUUAUUCUGAAUGUUUUCCUGUGGGAAUUGUGGGUUUUUGUUCUUAGUUCUGUCAGUGUUGCAGAGGACUUCACGUAUCGGUCUUGUUUUGUUGUUUUGUUCCAGACUUUGAAUUAAUAAAGUCAUGUUUCUUGGACACGCUGCGCCUUGGUCAUACUUGGACGACAUAGACCCUCGUGACAGAAAAACCCACCUUAAAAGGACCAAGCAGCGUGUCAAGCGGCAACAGGAUUUAUGGACGCCUAUCAAGGAUUCAUGGACUUGGGAGGAGAUACUGGAUGGAAAGGGUCCUUGGGCACAACCGGGAGAAUAUCGCCGCCCUCGUGAAGAGCUGGAGGCAGCUAAAGCCGAGAGGAGGCGGUAUGAGGAGGCAGCACGGAGUCAAGGCUGGAAGCCCGUGGGUACUACCCAAAAAUUUCUUGGGGGGGGGCUAAAAGGGAGUGUGGCGAAGUCAGGUAGGAGACCUGCGCCUACUCCCUGGACUUACCGUGGAGAGCGAGAGUACGGGCAGACACCGUGUUACGCAGAAGAGCGCAUGGUGUCUCCUGUACGCAGGCAUAGCCCGGUUCGGUACAUCCCAGCUCCACGUAUCGGCCGGGUUAGAGUGAGCGUUGAGCCAGAUGUCAUGAAGCCGGCCCAACGCAUCCAGCUACCAGUGCGUCGUCUCGGGCCGGCGUACAUGGCACCAGCCUUACGCAUGGUGUUCCCAGUUCGCCCACAUAGGCCGGUGCGGGUUAUUCCACCUCCCCGUACUGGUCGGGCGACGGGGAGCAUCAACCCGGGUAAGGUUGGGCAGGCUCAGUGCUCAAGGGGGCCAGUAAGCCUGCACGGUCCGUAUUUCCGGCGCCACCUCCCCGCUCCAGCCCAGUACCACCAGUGCCUACACCACGCACCAAGCCUCCUGUGUGUUCCCCGAGUCCUGUGCGUCCUGUUGCUGCUCUCCGCACUAGGCCUUAUGUGCGUCCUGUUGCUGCUCUCCGCACUAGGCCUUAUGUGAGUCCCCAGGGUCCAGCAUGCCCUGUUCCGGCUCUCCGCACUAGGGCCUUAUGUGCGUCCCCAGGGUCCAGCAUGCCCUGUUUCCUUCUCCCCCGCACUAGGCGUUAUGUGAGUCCCCAGGGUCCAGCAUGCCCUGUUCCGGCUCUCCGCACUAGGCGUUAUGUGAGUCCCCAGGGUCCAGCAUGCCCUGUUCCGGCUCUCCGCACUAGGCCUUAUGUGCGUCCCCAGGGUCCAGCAUGCCCUGUUCCUUCUCCCCGCACUAGGCGUUAUGUGCGUUCCCAGGGUCCAGCAUGCCCUGUUGCUUCUCCCCGCACUAGCCCUGAGAUGCGCGUCCUCAGCCCGGUACCUCCAGUUCCGGCACCACGCAUCAGGCCUACGGUGCGCCUCAGACGGCCAGAGUCUGCCGUCUGCCCAACGGGGCCUGAACUGCCCGUCUGCCCUAAGGCGUUUGAACUGGCCGUCUGGACUGAGCCUGCAAAGCCGCCCGUCUGCCAUGAGCCGUCAGAGCCGUCCGCCAGACCGGAGCCGCUAGAGCCUUCCGCCAGACAGGAUCAGCCAGAGCCUUCCGCCAGACAGGAUCAGCCAGAGCCUUCCGCCAGCCAUGAGCAGCCAGAUCCGUCAGCCGGCCAUGAGCAGCCAGAUCCGUCAGCCAGCCAUGAGCAGCCAGAUCCUUCAGCCAGCCAUGAGCAGCCCAGAUCCGUCGGCCAGCCACGAGCAGCCAGAUCCGUCGGCCAGCCAUGAGCAGCCAGAUCCGUCAGCCAGCCAUGAGCAGCCAGAUCCGUCAGUCAGCCAUGAGCAGCCAGAUCCUUCAGCCGGCCAUGAGCCGUCCAGCCAGGAUCCGCCAGAGCCGUCCAGCCAGGAUCCGCCAGAGCCAGCCAGCCAGGAUCCGCCAUUGAGUCUGGUGCUGUCCCUUAGCCCGGUGCUGCCCCUUAUCCUGGUGCUGCCCCUUAGUCCGGUACUGCCCCUUAGUCCGGUGCCGCCCCUUAAUCCAGUGGGGUUUAGUUGGGGGGUGGUCAUGUGGAGGAGGCUACGGAAGCGGAUAGUGACUAAGGUGGGGUGGGGACCACGACCAGGGCCAGAACCGCCACCGUGGACAGACGCCCACCCAGACCCUCCCCUAGACUGUAUGCUGGUGCGCCCGGAGGUCGCACCUUUAGGGGGGGGUACUGUGACACUCUGGCUCCGGGACUUUUGUAUUUGAGCCAGGGUGUAUUUUGUUAUGUUGGGUUUUGGGUAUAUUUCUAGGUUGCCUUUCUGUUGCCUUCAUUUCUAGGUUUGAUCUAUGACUCCCAAUCGGAGGUAACGAGUGUCAGCUGUCGGCUCGUUAUCUCUGAUUGGGAGCCAUAUUUAUUCUGAAUGUUUUCCUGUGGGAAUUGUGGGUUUUUGUUCUUAGUUCUGUCAGUGUUGCAGAGGACUUCACGUAUCGGUCUUGUUUUGUUGUUUUGUUCCAGACUUUGAAUUAAUAAAGUCAUGUUUCUUGGACACGCUGCGCCUUGGUCAUACUUGGACGACAUAGACCCUCGUGACACUAUUUAGUCUGCCAAUAAGAAUGCGGUGGUUGACAGAGUCGAAAGCCUUGGCCAGGUCAAUAAAAACGGCUGCACAGUACUGUCUAUUAUCGAUCGCGGUUAUAAUAUCGUUUAGGACCUUGAGCGUGGCUGAAGUGCACCCAUGACCAGCUCGGAAACCGGAUUGCAUAGCGGAGAAGGUACGGUGGGAUUCGAAAUGGUCGGUGAUCUGUUUGUUGACUUGGCUUUCAAAAAACUUUUGAAAGGCAGGGCAGGAUGGAUAUGGGUCUGUAACAGUUUGGAUCUAGAGUGUCACCCCCUUUGAAGAGGGGGAUGACCGCGGCAGCUUUCCAAUCUCUGGGGAUCUCAGACGUUACGAAAGAGAGGUUGAACAGGCUAGUAAUAGGGGUUGCGACAAUUUCGGCGGCUAGUUUUUAGAAAGAAAGGGUCCAGAUUGUCUAGCCCAGAUGAUUUGUAGGGGUCCAGAUUUUGCAGCUCUUUUAGAACAUCAGCUGUCUGGAUUUGUGUGAAGGAGAAGCGGGGGGGGCAUGGGCAAGUUGCAGCGGAGGGUGCAGAGCUGGUGGCCGGGGUAGUGGUAGCCAGGUGGAAAGCAUGGCCAGCCGUAGCAAAAUGCUUGUUGAAAUUCUCGAUUAUUGUAGAUUUAUCGGUGGUGAUAGUGUUUCCUAGCCUCAGUGCAGUGGGCAGCUGGGAGGAAGUGCUCUUAUUUUCCAUGGACUUUACAGUGUCCCAAAACUUUUUGGAGUUAGUGCUACAGGAUGCAAUUUCUGUUUGAAAAAGUUAGCCUUUGCUUUCCUAACUGCUUGUGUAUAUUGGUUCCUAACUUCCCUGAAAAGUUGCAUAUCGCGGGGGCUAUUUGAUGCUAAUGCAGUACGCCACAGGAUGUUUUUGUGCUGGUCAAGGGCAGUCAAGUCUGAGGAGAACCAGGGGCUAUAUCUGUUUCUUAGUUCUGUAUUUUUUGAAUGGGGCAUGUCUAUUUAAGAUUGAGAGGAAAUUACUUUUAAAGAACAACCAGGCAUCCUCUACUGACGGAAUGAGAUCUAUAUCCAUCCAGGAUACCUGGGCCAGGUCAAUUAGGAAGGCCUGCUCGCUGAAGUGUUUUUGGGAGUGUUUGACAGUGAUGAGGGGUGGUCGUUUGACCGCGGACCCGUUACGGACGCAGGCAUAAGGCAGUGAUCGCUGAGAUCCUGGUUGAAGACAGCGGAGGUGUAUUUAGAGGGUAAGUUAGUCAGGAUGAUAUCUAUGAGGGUACCCAUGUUUACGGAUUUAGGGUUGUACCUGGUAGGUUCGUUGAUAAUUUGUGUGAGAUUGAGGGCAUCUAGUUUAGAUUGUAGGAUGGCCGGGGUGUUAAGCAUAUCCCAAUUUAGGUCACCAAGCAGUACGAACUCUGAGGAUAGAUGGGGGGCAAUCAAUUCACAUAUGGUGUCCAGGGCACAGCUGGGGGCUGAGGGGGGUCUGUAGCAAGCGGCAACAGUGAGAGAUUUAUUUCUGGAAAGGUGGAUUUUAGAAGUAGAAGCUCAAACUGUUUGGGCACAGACCUGGAUAGUAUGAUAGAGCUCUGCAGGCUAUCUCUACAGUAGAUUGCAACUCCACCCCCUUUGGCAGUUCUAUCUAGACGGAAAAUGUUAUAGUUGGGGAUGGAAAUUUCAGAAUUUUUGGUGGCCUUCCUAACCCAGGAUUCAGACACUGCUAGAACAUCAGGGUUGGUGGAGUGUGCUAACGCAGUGAAUAACUCAAACUUAGGAAGGGAGGCUUCUGAUAUUUAUGUGCAGAAAACCAAGACUUUUACGGUUACAGAAGUCAACAAAUGAUAGCUCCUGGGGAGUAGGAGUGAUACUGGGGGCUGCAGGCCUGGGUUAGCCUCUACAUCACCAGAGGAACAGAGGAGGACUAGAAUAAGGAUACGACUAAAGGUUUUAAGAACUGGUCUUCUAGUGCGUUGGGUACAUAGAAUAAAGGGGGCAGUUCUCCGGGCGUUGUAGAAAAGAUUCAGGCCAUUAUGUACAGAAAAGGAUAUGGAAGGAUAUGAGUACAGUUCAGGUAACCCUAAGCGUUGGGUAACAAUGAAAGAGAUAGCGUCAUUGGAGGCACCGAUUGAGCCGGUCCUCGGCGUGUAUGGGGGUGGAACAAAGGAACUAUAUGAGGCAGUUUGAGAGGGACUAGGGGUUCUACAGUGAAAUUGUAUAAUAAGAACUAACCCAAACAGCAAUAGGCAAGGCAUAAUUGACAUGGGAGAGAGGCAUAAAGCAGUCACAGGUGUUAUUAGAGAGAGCUAAGACAACAACUGGAAAUAGCGAUAACGUUUGGGCUAAGACUAAACAGAAUAAACAGGACAGGGUACCGUGUAAAGGAAACAGUCCAGCAGGCAUCAGCUGUGGCAGCUGAGUGAUCAUAAGGUCCAGUGAACAGCAAUAUGUGAGUCCGAGAGCAGUUCAAAUUGGUGCUUCAGCACAGCUAGCAGGGAGCACAGUUGUAGUUUGCGUGUGCUAGCGGGCCGGGGCUGGCAGAUGGAUCUUCGUGGUCGUCGCAACUGGAAGCCUGAUGAAACCACAUCAGACUAUUUCGUCGGCAAACCAGUCGUGUUGGAUCGGCGGGGCUCAGUGUCAACACUAGGAGGUCCCGUCCGGUUGACAGAGAGGUAGAUAGCCGGGAGAUGGGCCUGAGGCUAGCUCAAGGCUAACUGGUGCUUGCUAUAGGGCAAUGGUAAAUCAGCCAACAACAGGUUGCAGCUAGCUAGCUGGUUGUGAUGAUCCGGCGCUAGGGUCCAGUGAUUCCGGCAGAAAGUCCAAUAAGCUCUGGGUCGAUAGCACGCUGGGGUCGAUAGCACGCUGUGCAGACAGGCCGACGAAUUGUCCAGGCUAGAGCUGGCUGGUGGAUAGUGUAGGCCACGGACAGUGGGGAAGACGCUAACGGUGACUAAUAGCAGGUAGCCAUUUAGUUGCGGCUACACUAGUAUCAGCUUACGGUUCUUGAUGAAAGUUAUAAAGAAAUAAUAGAAUCCUUUCCACGUUGGGUGAGGCGGGUUGCAGGAAAGUAUAUUUAGUUAAAGAAUGAAAAGUAAAAAUUGAGAGAUAUAUACAAAAUAGACAAAAAAAAACAAGAAACGGGAUAUUUACACAGGACGAUGAAAUAAAAGCGACCGCACUGCUACGCCAUCUUGGAUUUUAGAGUUAUAACAUUUUCCAAUGUUAUAACAAUAAACAGAACAUGUGUUGGAGAACAGCUAACACUAAAUCAGGAACGCCAUAGAGCAGACAUCCCAUUCUUCAAAUAUUCCAUGCAUCUGUGACAGAGGAGUACAUUGAGGAAUACCAAACCUCGGAGCAAUUAUUCAGGCCAGUGUAGAAAUGACACAGUCUACUACUCUCACUGAUCUGUAUGGCAAAGCAUGAAUUCAUGUUUUCAUUCAUUCAUGUUUUCAUUCAUUUGUGGUUUUAAUUCAUUCAUUUAUUUGAUUGUUCAUGUGUUAAUUAGUUUAUAUAUUCAUUCAAUUAUUCAUUUAUUUGUUUGUUCUUUCUUUCAUUCAUUCAUAUUUGUAUUCAUACUUUUUUUCAUUGGUAAUUUGUUAAUUUGUUUCUAUAUUCAUUUAUUGAUUAAUUUGUUUGUUCAUUAGUUCAAUCAUCUGUUCGUUCAUUCUUUUGUUUGUUUGUCGGCCGUUCCGUCUGUACGUCCGUUCAUUCAUUCAAUCAUUUUUCUACUGUGAAUGUAACACUGGCUUGAGCAAAAAGAGACAGUUUGUAGCUUUUAGAAAGCUUUGCUUAUUCAGUGUUUUUUACUCCACUUGACAGGGAAAUGAGCCUAUGUGUAUUUAUCAAUAAAGCACCAAUAUAUUUCUAUGUGUUUGAUACAUUCCAUUCUAGACAUUACUAUAAGUCGUCCUCCCCUCACCAGCCUCCACUGGUGCUGUCAGUAAACUCAGUACCUGUCUCAUCAGCAUGUACCACUGUCACUAGACACACAGAGCUGAGAUGGAGGGAGAGAUGGAGGGAGAUCGCCCUCCAGUGGCAGAAUAACUCUGUUUUUCUCCUCUGUAGACAGCCUCCAGUCUGCAUGAGAGUGUAUGAAUGUGUUUCUGUGCUAUGAUCCAUAGAGGCCUCUCUCUCCCUCUUUUUCCUCACUGAUCUCUUUCUUUUCUCUCUCUCUCUCUCUCUCUCUCUCUCUCUCUCUCUCUCUCUCUCUCUCUCUCUCUCUCUCUCUCUCUCUCUCUCUCUCUCUCUCUCUCUCUCUCUCUCUCUCUCUCUAGUCUCUUCUCCCCCUCUCCUCCAGAAAGACGAGCGUGGAGAGAGUGGUAAAGGGGACGGCAACAGAUAGGUGACUAGAAGUAUGGUAGGAAAUCGGAUAAAUGAUGGGGAUGGGGGAGGUGCAGUGAGAUUGGAAGGGGAGAUACGUUAAGGUGGGCGGAAGGGGGGGACGGGGAGUGGGAAGGGGAUGGGGGGGAGUUCCUAGGGUGAUAGGAGAUGAAAGACAGGGGGGGAGGUGGGGGGAAGGUCAUGUGAGGUGUAUAGAGAGUAGGAUGAGAGUAUAAUGGGGAGGGAAGAUAGAGGGGGUAGGUAAGGGGGGGGAAAGUUGUGGGGUUGAAUUCGGGGACUGUGAAGGGGAUGGGUGGGAGUUGAGUGAGGGGAAUAAGGUGAGGUGGGGCGCAAACAUGGGGGGAAUUUGUGAAGGUUAAAGAGGGGAUGAAUGGGGUUAGAGGGGGGGUGGUAGGGAGAAAGAAAAUAAUGAAUGGCGGGGAGCGGGGGUGAUGCAAAAAGAGAAAAAAAGAGUAAAGGGGGUCUCUCUCACUCGAGUUCUCUCUCUCUCUCGUCGAUCUCCUCAUCUCUUCUCGUCGGCUCCUCUCUCUCUCGGUCUCACCUCUCUCUCUCUGCUCCUCUCUUCUCUCUCGUCUCUCUCUCUCACGGGUGGAUGUAGGAACAGAGAUGUGAUUGGUAAGGAGGAAUAGGGCGGGACUGUCAAAAUUAACAUUUGGUAGGAGGUUUGGAACAGAGAGAGAUAAGAGAGAGAGAGAGAUGCAGAAAUAGGGAAGUACAUAGUUGUACGAGUGCAAGGCAUGAGAGAGAGAGAGAGGGAGGGGCAGAGAGAGAGAGAGAGAGAGAGAGAGUACAUAAAGUACAUGAAGUUUGAAUUUAAGUUCCUAUAAGUAGAGAGAGAGAGAGAGAGAGAGAGUUAUAGACUUGGACACACAGCAUUAUAUCAGGACCUAUAGACACCUGGACCAACCUGGAGAGAACACAACAUUAGAUCAGGACCUAUAGACACCUGGACCAACCUGGAGAAAACACAACAAGAUGAGGAUCCUGCUGAUAGUCAUCCUCCUCUCCUUCAUGACAGGUAAUAAGCUUGUUAUAACUCUCUAUAACAAUGUAAUAACAUCCAGUUAGUCUUCUUAUAAAGGCUGCUGCUACAGAUAAGGAAACACUACUGUGUGUGGUGUGUGUGUGUGUGUGUGUGUGUGUGUUUGUGUGUGUGUGUGUGUUUCUGUGUGUGUGUGUGUGUGUUUGUGUGUGUGUGUGUGUGUGUGUUUGUGUGUGUGUGUGUGUGUGUGUGUGUGUGUGUGUGUGUGUGUGUGUGUGUGUGUGUGUGUGUGUGUGUGUGUGUGUGUGUGUGUGUGUGUGUGUGUGUGUGUGUUUCAGGAUGCCACUUGCGUAGGAAUUCUAACCAUCAGUACAUUAGUAUUCCAAAACACUAAACCAAGAGGAAUAAAACAUAUGUUCUCUUGUCUGAUUGACAAGUUGUUUGAGCUCAUUCAAAGUGACAGGAUACUCUGGAGGAACUGUCAUCAUCUACUGUGAAUAUUCAAAUAAGCAUGAAUAUUCCAUAGAAGAAAGAAGUUCUGAGAAAUAUUUCUGUAUGGGGAAGUAUAGUUGGAGUAGUUGUGAGGAUAAAAUCAAAACUGGAUUGAAGAACACCUGGCAGCACAGUGGUAGAUUAUCUCUGUAUGACAACACAGAAGGAAACGACUUCAAGGUGAUCAUCAGACAACUGACUAAACAAGAUGAAGGGACCUACAGGUGUGGAGUGGACAAACCUAAUGCACCUGACAGUUACACCAAGGUAGAGCUGGAUGUGAAGAAGGGUGAGAGACUUUAACUUUAACUUUAGAAAAUGAAUUUAGCUAGAUAUGUUGUUGCAUGAUUAGUACCACUAGUCAAGGAAGUUAUUCUAGUAUUAGACUAAGGUUGUGAUGUGUGUUCCUAUUGACAGAUGACUGCUGUGAGAAGUCAGUCACAGAGACGGUCUAUCUGGGAGGAGAAGCUACCAUCAGCUGCAACUAUCCAGAGGACCAUGAGGACAGCAUCAAGUAUUUCUGCAAGGAAGACAGGGACUGUAAAUACAAGAUAUCAGCUCACUAUGACCAAACAGGAUUCUCAACUGCAAAAGCUGGGCGUUUCUCUCUGUCUGUAAACAGCAGAGUGAAAUCCUACUCAGUGACCAUCAGUGACCUGACUGAAGAUGAUACUGGGACCUACUGGUGUGGAGUAGAAACCAGCAGGACAGAAGGACCGUUACAUUGCACUGAUCACACAGGUGAAGCUACGAAUUUUAAGUGAGUAUAAACAAGACUUCUAUUUCUUUAGCAUGUGUACCCAAAACACACACGUUAAAGUCUUGUAAGAAAGUAAUUUCAUUGAAAUCAUAAUUGCAUUCAUUGUUUUAUGUCAUUCACAUGUUUGAUGUAUUUGAUAACGUUCCAUCUAUUCCAUUCCAGCCAUUGUGGUUAGCCUGUCCUCCUAUAUCUCUGUCCACCAGCCUCCUCUGCUUCCCAUGCUAUACCCCUGCAGUAACUAUGUACUGUAUGACCACGUAAAUAAUAUAUAGCAUUCUAUUUUAUCAGAUAUAACUACAAUAUGUUAUGUCUGACAAUUAAAAUACUGUCAUUUUAAAGUAGCAAUCACAUCUAGAACCUUCUGAAAUAUGCUGUUAUUAAUUGGCAACAACCAGUUUAGUGAAAUGUAGCAUUGAACUAAACAUCUUAUCAGUAGUAGUAGUUCAGUGGUUGACAGCAGUUAGUGUGUUAGUGGAGGCUGGGUGAGUCUGUGUGUUUGUAGUGGUGUGAAAAGCCACUGGACCAGAACACUGUAACUUCCUCUGUAAUGUCUGUGUGUUUCUAUAUCGGUCUGAGUAUCACUAAGCAGUCAUGUGUUCAAGAUAUAAAACCCCAAGUUUCAGUAUGGAUGUCAUCAUGAAACCUGCAGUUGUCAUGACCUAUAUUUGAGAGAGAGAGAGAGAGAGAGAGAGAGAGAGAGAGAGAGAGAGAGAGAGAGAGAGAGAGGAGAGAGAGAGAGAGAGAGAGAGAGAGAGAGAGAGAGAGAGAGAGAGAGAGAGAGAAGGAGUGAUGAAAAAGAAGAGAGUGAUGAGAGACAGAGAAAAGAUAGAAAGAGAGAGCGAUGUGGUGAGCUAAAGGAGAACUAAACACCUCAACAGGAACAAGAGUAACCCCCCUCCAUAUCUCUCUCUGUGCCUGUAACUCUCUCUCUCCCUCCAUCUCUCUCUGUGCCUGUAACUCUCUCUCUACCUCCAUAUCUCUCUCUGUGCCUGUAACUCUCUCUCUCCCUCCAUCUCUCUCUCUCUCUCCAUGUGACUCUUCGCCUCCAUCUCUCCCUCCAUCUCUUCCUCUCCUCACCUAGCAAAAAAAAAAUCCCACCUGUGUCAAUCGCUUUCAGUGGCUCCACCCACCACCACCACAACAACAACAACAACAACAGCAACAACAACAACUACAGCACUUCCAGCCUCAGCCACAACCACCUUCAUCUCACCGUCACCAUCACCAUCAUCACCACCAUCCACAUCAUCACUAAACAGAUCUGGUAAAUUACAUUUUACAAAUUCAAAUGUCUGAGUCUCACUUUGGUAGACAUGUCUGUAUGUAGUGUUAUGAUAUGAGGGUAGGUUAGUGGUAGACAUGUCUGUAUGUAGUGUUAUGAUAUGAGGGUAGGUUAGUGGUAGACAUGUCUGUAUGUAGUGUUAUGAUAUGAGGGUAGGUUAGUGGUAGACAUGUCUGCAUGUAGUGUUAUGAUAUGAGGGUAGGUUAGUGGUAGUCAUGUCUGUAUGUUGUGUUAUGAUAUGAGGGUAGGUUAGUGGUAGACAUGUCUGUAUGUAGUGUUAUGAUAUGAGGGUAGGUUAGUGUAACAGGUUUGUCUAAUCGGUUCCGUAACAGUGUGUGUGUGUGUUCCAGGUUCCUCAGUGGUCAUCAUGGUGUCUGUGAGUCUGGUAGUGUUGCUGCUGGUGAUCAGCCUGAUUAUAGUCUACAGAUGGAAAUACAACAAGGCCACAGGUGAGAAACACACACAGACACACACACAGUUACGGAACCGAUUAGACAAACCUACUGUUACAAAGAGAGGAAGUUCAAAUAAAUUUGCAUAAUAGGAUAAAUAGGGGAAGUGCCUCUCUGUCUCUGUCUCUCUCUGUCUCUCUCUGUCUCUCUGAGUAAUAUGUGUUGUGUUCCACAGGAUCUGUCUCUUCAACACACACAGUGAGCCCAGACAAAGGGAACAACGAAGGGGUCAGUGUAUUUUAUUUGUUAGUUUUUGUGAAUGAGUGAUGUCAUUGAGUGUGUUUGUGAUGUCAUACUAUUCUCUCCUCCCUCCUCCUCAGGGUUGUCAUGGUGACGGUGACUAUGAGGAGAUAAAGGAGCGCCCCCUACAGUCAGACUCAGACGCUGCGCCCACCACCAUCUACGCCACCGCCAACUUACCCACAAGCCACUCUGACUCUCCCCACUACACCAGCGUCAACUUCCACCAGAACCCCAGCGGCCCCAACGAAGCCAGAGUCACCAUCACUAAAGAGGGGACUUCAUCAUGUGACUAUGCUACUGUGAACUUUGGUCAAAGCCCCGCCUACUCUACUGUCAAUCAUCCACACAGCUCCUCUGAGGCUCCUCCCAUCUACUCCACAGUCAGCAAACCCAGACACACC
Coregonus sp. 'balchen' is the source of this 13879-nucleotide messenger RNA. The record is from the annotation of a GenBank genome assembly. NCBI's taxonomy places the organism in Eukaryota, Metazoa, Chordata, Actinopteri, Salmoniformes, Salmonidae.